Molecule: messenger RNA, 1338 nt
Organism: Nyctereutes procyonoides (raccoon dog)
Lineage: Eukaryota; Metazoa; Chordata; Mammalia; Carnivora; Canidae
Gene: CUNH11orf91
Product: chromosome unknown C11orf91 homolog
Source: RefSeq, a predicted model, not a curated record
UCCGGGCGCGGGGUUCCUCCACGCAGCCUCCCAUUCAAAAGAUGCCGAAGGGGCGGCGCGGCAGCCAGAGCCCCACCAUGAGCCAGCGGCCGGCCCCGCCCCUCUACUUCCCCUCCCUCUACGACCGCGGCAUCUCCUCGUCCCCGCUCAGCGACUUCAACAUCUGGAAGAAGCUCUUCGUGCCGCUGAAGGCGGGCGGGGCGGGGGCGGGGGCGGGGGCGGGGCGGCCCCUGCCCCAGGCGCCCCCGGUCCCGGCGCCCCCGCCGCCGCCCCCCGGCCUGGGGCCCCCCAGCGAGCGCCCCUGGCCCCCGCCCUGGCCCUCCGGCCUGGCCUCCAUCCCCUACGAGCCUCUGCGCUUCUUCUACUCGCCGCCGCCGGGGCCCGAGGGGGCUGCCUCGCCCCUGGCUCCCGGGCCCACGGCCCCCCGGCUCGCCGCCGCCUCCCACCCCGAGGAGUUAUGCGAGCUGGAGAUCCGGAUUAAGGAGCUGGAGCUGCUCACCAUCACUGGCGACGGCUUCGACUCCCAGCGCUAUAAAUUCUUGCAGGCACUGAAAGAUGAAAAGUUACAAGGACUGAAGACGAGGCAGCCCGGAAAGAAGUCGGCCCCUCUCUCCUGAGGAGCUGCCCACCAGCGCCUGGGCAGCCGCCUCCUUAGGUGUUAGUGCAUAGAUAAUGUGUCCCGUUGGUUGUCAUUUCAAAGAUAGUUAUUUUCUGUUCUGUAUUUAACUGCUGCUCUCAUUGCUCCCAGCAUGUACUCCACAUUCAGGGCCCACUUGCGUGGUGAAUCUCAUGCUCUGUCUCCUCUCUGUGCUGCUGCUGGGGGAGCUCCCGCAUGGUCUGGAAGCUGCUGCCCCUCUGGUGUUCAGGGUCUCCCUCCAGGGGCCGUAGGAGGGGAUGCCCAGCACUGUCAAGUGGAAGGAUUUGGGAAGGAUCAAGGGCAGUAUCUAUUUGGUGGCUGUGCCCCUGCCCUUGGAGGACUGGAACAAAUGGUUUAUUUUCAAAUAGCUUUAGUCCUGGGAAGUGAUUUGUUUAAUAGUUUUGGAGCCACAAAACUCUUUGACAAUCUGAUCAAAGCCAUGGUCCUUCCUAGAAACUCACAUAUUUAAGAAAUCCUGAGGGCUGAUUAUGUGCCUUCCUAGACGCUUGGGCUUGGGAGCGGGGGGAGACACAGACAAUAAAUACUAUAAAUAAGUAAAACAUAAUGUGGUAUCGUCGAUGACCUGCUAAGGGGAAAACAAAAACAGUAGGGCAAGUUCUGCAACAGGGUCAGAGAGCAACAGGGUGGCAGUUCAAAUAAGAUUUCUGGAAGAGGUAACAUUUAAACAAGACGUGAAGGCA